Verruconis gallopava is the source of this 2174-nucleotide messenger RNA. RefSeq lists its product as uncharacterized. The record is from RefSeq and is a predicted model, not a curated record. The transcript has 4 exons. Gene Ontology annotation, biological process: retrograde vesicle-mediated transport, Golgi to endoplasmic reticulum; Golgi to plasma membrane protein transport; Golgi vesicle budding. Lineage: Eukaryota; Fungi; Ascomycota; Dothideomycetes; Venturiales; Sympoventuriaceae. The coding region runs from base 374 to 1432 and encodes 352 amino acids. Gene Ontology annotation, cellular component: trans-Golgi network; Golgi cisterna; cytosol. Gene Ontology annotation, molecular function: phosphatidylinositol-4-phosphate binding.
CCAAGCGUCGAUAAAUCUGCAAGUGACCACGAUAGCCCAUUUUGCUGGCCUCGAGUCCCAGGGCGAACCAAAAAAACCGCCCAUUGGCACUCUUCUUCGAUUCGGCGGAAAAGUUCGUCUACGCGUGUCGUUUGCGCUCGGCAGCUGAUCGUCCUGCUGUCGAACGAGCGACACAGGCUGGGCUUCCAUCCCUGUUCUGUACCACUGUCUGGCCGUCAUCUCUCCCACCUUACACGCGACCUCGACAACCCAAAACUUCCACACCCCACAACGAAGUCCUGAACUGGGCGCAACACCUCCCUUUUCUGGGCGCUUCUCUCCUCCUCCGAGCCAUUCGCUUCGCAUCACGCGUCCGUGAACCCGCCCUCCCCUAAUGGCCUCGACAUCGGGCUUGACCCGGCGGCGCGGCGGAGCGCAGACGUCCACGGGCGACGACAGCGGUGAAGGCAGCAGAGUCAGCUCGCCGGCGCCUAGGAGAACAGACGACUACCGGGCCCCUGAAACAUCGUACGAAAACAGCGAGAAUGGGCAUAAAAUUGCGUUCGACCCGCGGGACAUCAGCGAAAGCGCCGAGAGGAGCAAACAACCCAAGCUGACGCUUAUGGAGGAGGUUCUCCUCAUGGGUCUCAAAGAUAAACAGGGAUACCUAUCUUUCUGGAACGACAACAUCUCAUACGCGCUGCGCGGAUGCAUAGUCCUCGAACUGGCGUUUAGGGGGAGGAUCAGCAUGCAAAAGGAUGCCUCAAGACGACGAUUUCCGCUCCAAGACCGCAUCAUCGAGGUUAUCGAUGAUACCCUGACAGGAGAGGUUCUUCUAGAUGAAGCCCUGAAGAUGAUGAAGACAAGCGAGAAGAUGAGUGUCGCAUCCUGGAUUGAUCUUAUGAGCGGCGAAACUUGGAAUCUCAUGAAGAUCGGCUAUCAACUCAAGCAAGUGCGUGAACGUCUUGCGAAGGGCCUUGUAGACAAGGGCAUUCUGCGUACUGAAAAGCGCAACUUCCUCCUGUUCGACAUGGCGACUCACCCAGUUGCCGACGGAGGGGCGAAAGAGGAGAUCAGGCGUCGAGUACGCAACGUACUGACGCAACGCACCGUUGUGCUCAACGCUUCGCAAUUCCUCCCCGAGGAGAUGGAGUUUCGGUAUCUGCGCACCAUCAGCAUGGUGUGCGCUGCGUACGCUGCAAACGUGCUUGAGAAUGCCCUGAGUACCUUGGGACAUGAGGCAAGAGAGCGCGCAUUUGCACAGGUCGAUGAGCUGCUGGCAGAGUACAGCCAAUGGCCCUUUGCGAGACGGCAAGGUGGCCAGCAGGGAGUGGGCGCGAACUUGAGCCAGGAGGUCAGUAACGAGGUAAAUCGGAACAAAGAUAAAGAGCUACAGCUGGAGAUUGUCGCAGCUUGCCUGAGCGUUUUCACGCGGCUCGAUUCGCUUCUAUGAACAGCUUAUUGAAACUCGACAUCUACACUCCUCUCACUUCCACUACGGCACAAUCCCUAGCGUUCGUGCGCAUCAUGGGUACCACUAGCUAGCUCGAAGGUUAAAGAAAACCUAUAUACACCUACAUAUCCGUAUAUCCUACCUACAUGCAACAGCUUUUAAUCGUCGGGAAAAUCAAGAGCUUUGGGCGUUUGGAUGGUGCCGAAUAUUCAAACGGGGAAUAUAUGCAUUGUCAUUACUCAUCACCAACGAAGCGGCAAAGCGUUGAUACCAUAUGGAGUCAUGAUGAUUUUGACCUUAUGCGCGGCUUUCUAUCCAAGGCUGGUGAAGAAAAUUUGUGAACUUAGAAGGGUCACUAUUUCCUUUUUUUUUCCCUUGUUCUAUUCCCUCUUCCUUCAUUUUUAUCGUUUGAAGUCCAACGUGCUAGGUAUGUUUCAUUUGCGUUCCGUUUUUCAGACGUCUCUUGCCUCGCUCAGUCUUUCCGCGUUCAACUACGGGAGACUUCGAGCUGGAUGCAUACAUCAUAUGUAUGAGACAAGAAUAAACAACCCAAUCGACGAUCUUUGAGUACGAAAGCUACGGCACUUGUUUUCAGCGUGGCUCUUCGUAAUUUAUCUGUCGAUAUAGGCAACAGAACUUUGCUCUUAUUUUCUCAAUAGUCUGGACGCUUAGUCCUCGAAACUAUGAAACUCGGCAUAUCAACUUUCCCUUCGUCUUGUUACUCGCCAUUAACUCAUGCGCC